AGUGCAAGCUUGGGCUCAGGCAGAGCUGUGAGAGUCCAACUGGGAUCCGAGUGUGCUCUCCAGUUGUCGGCAGAGGGGCAAGGAGCCUGGGAGGCAGGACCAUGUGGCUGUGGCUAGUUCUUCUCCUGCUCAGCCUCCCAGGCUGUUUCUCUAUCCAAGGCCCAGGGUCCAUGAGGGGUCUAGAAGGGGGCUCGGUGAGCGUGCAGUGUAACUAUACAGCAGAAUGGGAGACUUACGAGAAGUGGUGGUGUCGCGGAGCAGACUGGACAUCAUGCCAGAUCCUCGUUCAAACCAAUGGAUCAGAGCAAGUAAUGAAGAGAGACCGUGUGUCCAUCAGGGACAACCAGAGUCACCUCUUGUUCACGGUGACCAUGCAGGAUGUCCGGCGAGAUGACACAGACACUUACUGGUGUGGGAUUAGCAGAUAUGGACCCGACCUUGGGACAUCUAUCAAAGUGACCAUUGACCCAGGUAAGAACUUUCUCAUCAUGCUCAGGACAGAAAGAGCAAGGGCUUCUGCUUCCCCUCCCCAAGGGCAGAAGGGAAAUGGCUGA
Molecule: messenger RNA, 554 nt
Organism: Odobenus rosmarus divergens (Pacific walrus)
Lineage: Eukaryota; Metazoa; Chordata; Mammalia; Carnivora; Odobenidae
Gene: CD300LB
Product: CD300 molecule-like family member b
Exons: 2
Coding region: 102-554 (150 amino acids)
Cellular component (GO): plasma membrane
Molecular function (GO): transmembrane signaling receptor activity
Source: RefSeq, a predicted model, not a curated record